UUCUUCAUUAAGUGAAUAUGCUAUUGGUUGAAUAUGGCUGUUUUGGGGUUGCCCCAUUGGUAAAAGUUUACUGACGUUUCAGAGGUACUUGCUGUCUCCAUCAUCACUAUGAUGAUGGAGGCAGCAAGGACCUUUGAAACGUAAGUAAACCCCAAGACUACGUAGCACAACAACCCAGAAGACACGUAUUCAUUGCUGCUUUUCCUAUGUGCGUCAGCUAAUACGUAGUCGAAAAACAUUUUUCCUCCAAAUCCGUACUCGGAUGCUGCAUCCUUGUGCUGUUCUGUCUCGCCAAACUAAUUUGAUGGGUUUUGAAUUGCGUGGGAAAGGAGGAGUAUGGUAUAUGCCAUGCCUAUUCACUUUAGAUUUUCGUCCAUUGCUGGCAACGAAGCAUAAGACAAUGUUUUAGAUAUAAUAAAUAGUUGAUUAACUUCCGUUGAAGAUAGAUUACAAGGAUAUGUAUGCGUGACGUCAUAGACAGGUGUGCUGCCAACCUUUAAAGUUGUGUGGGAUUUUCUAUGCCCAUGGCGUUAUCACGGAUUCAACAGCAGCGCAAGACUAACCUAUGAAUUGAACGUUUUGAUAUCCGUGAUAUCUGUUCACAUUUCAGUAAGUUGAGAGAAAUGUAACAUGGCAGGUGAUCUGCUUUUUAAAGGAAAUGACCCAGGUGCGGUUAGGCAUGGGAAUUUUAUAAAUUAUUAUCAGUUUAAUUCUACCGAAAGUAGAUUAAAGUUAUUACCGACAGAUCUGUGGAAAGUAAAGAGCGCUCAGAGCCUUGUGUGUCUGGACAUAGGAUGCAAUUCUGGGGAUUUGACACAAGAAUUAUACAAGUUUCUUUCAACACAUCUCUCUUUUGUUGCUCCCAGUGUGGAAGUCGGUGAAGAGAGGAAAGGAAAAGCUGAUUCUUACAUUCUUGGCAUAGAUUUGGAUCCUAUUUUGAUAGCAAGAGCUGAGGAUGCUAAUAAAUACACCUCAAAUGUUACGUAUAAAUGUGUUAAUUAUAUGAGAGACAGAGAGGGUAUUAUUCCCUUGUACUUGAAACAAUGCAGUAAAAAUUAUUUUGAUGUCAUCUUUUGUUUUUCUGUUACAAUGUGGAUACACCUAAAUCAUGGUGAUGAAGGAUUAAAAGAGUUUCUAAUUAGUGUGUCAAUGCAAACUAAUAUGGUUGUUAUUGAACCUCAGCCAUGGAAGUGUUAUAAAUCUGCUGUGCGUCGGAUGAAACGAUCUGGAGGAAGUUUCCCCAAAUUCGUAAAUUUAAAAAUGCGAGAUCAAAUAGCUCUUGACAUUGAAAAUAUUUUCCUCAAUGAAUGUAACUUUAUAAAGAUUGAGAAAGAAACUGUAUGUACAGAAUGGGGAAGGCAACUUCUAUUUUUUAAGAAAGUUUCGUCAGAAGGAUGAUAACUUGAAAUUAUUCUUUAGUUUUUAUCUGUAAUAGCGCCUCUCAUUGCGUGUCUUUCGAUCCUGGAAGUGAUGGGAGCCGUUAUUAGAUCUUCGAACAGGGAAAAUAUUCAUGUAACUUAAGAAGAAAAAACAGUUUUUUCGUUAAUGUGUGGAUACACUCUACAGUGGAUAUAUAAUUAACAGUAAAUUGGUAUUAAUCUUUUAAAGUUAAGAUUCCAGCAUUAACAUUUAUGUAAUGAACAUGCAAAGAAACACUUUUACUGAAUUAUAUUUAUCUUUAAUGAAUUGUUAACUUAUAAUGUUACCUUUGUUGCACUGGUGCAUGGGAAUUGAAGCUUGGUACUACAAAACUGCAGGAAACACAUAAUUCAGUAAACAUUAGGAAGUCUUGUGUAACAAGUGAUAAGUGAACAACAUCAAGUAUAAGUGCGCAUAUAUUUGCUCCCCUUCCUUUCCUGAUGCUCUUCAUAUCAGAUACCAGCAUUCAGUUUACUUCACACGCCCUGUUUCCACUCAUGUGAAAUGUUACAGCAGAAUUCAUGAUAUGACACUUACUGCUCAAUGUAUUUAUGUUGGUAGCCAACCCCUUUCUUCGUUUAUGAAUUUCAAGGAUUCCCACAUAAUCAUUAUCAUAUUAUUUACAUUUUGCAUUUGUGUUUAUGAAAUUGGGUAAGAUUCCCAAGUCUUUAAUUAUAUAACCUAACUUCUGUUCACAUUUUAUACUUUCAGAAGUAUUACCAGGUCGUAAGUUGCUUUCCUCUGUGAGACAUUAUUAUGUACACAGAUACAUACUGUCCUGAAGCUACACAAUUUUUUGGAUGUUGGGUUGGUGUGGAAAUACAUCCCGGACAGCUAUUAAUGAUGACUACUUAGGCUUAAACACGGUUACGAAUAAAUGUAAAAAGAGGGGAAUACUUAAUAUUGCCACAUGGAAUGUACGUGGAAUUGCUUUCAAAGAAGAUCAAUUAGAUGAUAUACUUGCAAAGAAAAAUAUAAAAGUCAGUACAGUUUGAAGAAUAAAAAUGCCAGAUGAUGGAAUGAUAAUGUUUACGUGACUGUACAGACAAUACUAUUUGUACUGCUGUAGACAAUGUCAACACAAGGAAUAAGAAUCAGCCUCACAGACCAAUUGCCAUCCCCUCGUAUUUUCAUAAGGGUGCAUAUUAUGCAGAAAUCAAAAUUUUCAACAGUUUUCACCAAGUCUCAUAAGUCUUCUAAAUAAAAAAGGCACAAUUUACAGUAGACACUUAUUUAUGCACUCCUUUUACUCUGAGGAUGAAUUUCUAAUGUUUACAAAUAAUUUAUAAUUUUCAUAAGAGUUUGAAUUGCACUUGUAAUGUGUAGAAUAUGUAUUGUAUUAUUAUGACUUAUUCUACAUCUUGUCAUCUGACUAACUUAUGGAUACAUGGAAUGUAAUAAAGAUGUGUAUAUAUAUAUA
Messenger RNA from Zootermopsis nevadensis, 2839 nucleotides. Its product is annotated as putative RNA methyltransferase CG11342. Gene Ontology annotation, cellular component: cytoplasm. Lineage: Eukaryota; Metazoa; Arthropoda; Insecta; Blattodea; Termopsidae. Gene Ontology annotation, molecular function: RNA methyltransferase activity; O-methyltransferase activity. Gene Ontology annotation, biological process: negative regulation of pre-miRNA processing. The record is from RefSeq and is a predicted model, not a curated record.